This is a messenger RNA of Caenorhabditis remanei, 531 nucleotides long. RefSeq lists its product as uncharacterized. The record is from RefSeq and is a predicted model, not a curated record. Lineage: Eukaryota; Metazoa; Nematoda; Chromadorea; Rhabditida; Rhabditidae. The transcript has 3 exons. Bases 1 to 531 code for a protein of 176 amino acids.
AUGACCUCUCUACAAUUGCUCGCUAUUCUGUGUUCUCUAUCAAUUACAACAGUUAUUGGAGGAGGCAGACCUUCCAGAAGAUCGAGUGACUUCCGGACGUUUCGUGAACAUAAUAGAUGUCUUUAUAAAGAAAUACUAUUAGCUACUGACAUCGCUAAUAUGCAACUGUUUGAUAGAAACGACCUCAAAAAACUUCAAAAGUAUUGUGUAGAUCUUCAAACUUGUUAUACGACAAUAAAUCAUCAAAGUCUUGAAGCUACCGAGAAGUCAACAAAGCUGAAAUUGGCAUGUGAAAGUUUAGAAUUCAUACUGGAAGGAUUUGAAGAUUGUGCAAAGAAAACUGAAAGCAUGAGAGAGAAAUGUAAACCAAAAACGUCUUGCGAUAACAUGCUCGGCGACAAGAACUGUGCAAAAGAUGGAAUUGAGAAGAAGUGUUCGAAAGAGGAGUGGAUUGGAUUCAGAGAUAGUAUGAUAAAUCUAAUGACUAUCGCAGAUCCACAAUGUGACUUGGACCGAUAUAGAAAGUUAUAA